Molecule: messenger RNA, 2119 nt
Organism: Amphiprion ocellaris (clown anemonefish)
Lineage: Eukaryota; Metazoa; Chordata; Actinopteri; Pomacentridae
Product: eukaryotic translation initiation factor 5A-1
Exons: 5
Coding region: 358-825 (155 amino acids)
Biological process (GO): positive regulation of translational elongation; positive regulation of translational termination
Molecular function (GO): translation elongation factor activity; ribosome binding; RNA binding
Source: RefSeq, a predicted model, not a curated record
GUGGUGAGGCUCUGGAUGAGGGAGACAGAAGGUGGAGUGUAGGGUACACACGGUACAGACAUAGCGGGUCUACGGUUCUGGUUCUCCUCGGCCCGGCGGCUGACUUUAGAAGUUGUGGACCUCUGUACGGGGAAGACUACCAUCUGGACCACCGCAGGGGGAGAGGAGAGGCGAGCAGAGCCGUCUGGAAUGACAGAGGAAUAAAAGAGACCACUAAUAGCUCUAAAAGGGGGGCGACAUCGCAAACCCAGGAGGACACGGACCCGGCCAGACGACCUGAUAGAUACAGAGAAGGAGGAUCUCAGGAGGAGGCUGAUCAGAAACACCGGAGAGGAGAAGCAUUAUCAUCAGGCAGGUAUGGCAGAUGCAGAGCUGGACUUCCAGACCGGUGAUGCUGGGGCAUCCGCCACCUACCCCAUGCAGUGCUCUGCCCUGCGCAAAAAUGGUUUUGUGGUGCUGAAAGGCCGACCCUGCAAGAUUGUUGAGAUGUCCACCUCCAAGACGGGCAAGCAUGGCCACGCUAAGGUUCACUUGGUUGGUAUUGACAUCUUCUCUGGUAAGAAGUAUGAAGAUAUUUGUCCCUCCACCCACAACAUGGACGUACCUAACAUCAAGCGAAUGGAUUAUCAGCUGAUUGGGAUCCAGGAUGGCUACCUGUCCCUUCUCCAGGACAGUGGAGAGGUGAGAGAGGACCUGAAGAUCCCUGAGGGAGACCUGGGAAAAGAGAUAGAGAGCAAGCACGAAGCCGGAGAGGAGAUCCUGAUCACCGUUCUAAAUGCAAUGGACGAAGAAGCUGCAAUUGGCAUCAAAGCCUUGGGUAAAUAAGCCACUGAAGGUAAAUACAGUGCUACAGAUGUUUCAACUCGUAGCUGUUCUGUCACCCCCCACAACUACCGCCUAACCCAAGCCUGCCUGAAGAGGAGUGUGUGUUCUGUAAAAUGAUGUAUGUGCGUGUACAUUCAGGUGUUACACCAAAAGCCAGCAGCAUGUGCCAUGCCAGUGCGGUGUGUGUGAUGUCAUGUACAUGUACAGAUAUUGUUUCUGAGUGGAGCAAGGGGAAGGCAACUCCAGUCAUCAAGAUCCAAGGCGGUUGCUGAGGUUCGUUGUUUAGAUUUGACCUUCAGUAUUAUGAAAAAAGACGGCAUGCCAUUUUUUGAAAUGUCAUUUACAAUUAUGCAUAUCCACUAUACUGGAAAUGUUUUUCAUAUUAUUGCAUUGCAUCAUUUUAAUUUUUUGUGUAUAUACUGGACAUGAUAAUGAUUAGCUGAGAAUUUACGACUGACAAAUUGUAGCAAAUUCAAUGAGAGUUUUAAAAACUUUGCAUUCGUAUGAAGCAGUCGUUACUAAACAGUGUGCCGUGGAUUUGCCUACCCCUUAAAGGUCCCAUAUGGUGUGCCUUUUCAGCAAUUGAAUGCUAAUCUUGCAUGUCCACACAGUAUGUCUUUUAGUUUUCCAGUUCAAAAUACUGAAAAAUGUGGUUAAUUUUACCAUGACUGUAUAACCUCUGGUUUAGUCCAGCUCUAAGUAGACUGUUCUGAAAACCUCUGACCUGCUGCUAUUCCCACCCAUUUACUUAAGAGAACAAUCUGUGGUUGACAGAGUAAAAUUGCCAUCAUAAACUAAUUUAUUUCGGCUUCAGCUAUGGCAGAAGUAAGUUUCUUAAUAGCUUUUACUUUACAACUCCAACUUUAUAACAACCACAAAAACACCAUUAUAAAAAAAUAGAUUUUCAUCAUAUGGGACCUUUAAUAUAUUUUUGUUUGAUGUUAACACUAUUAUGAGCAUGUGUAUCAUUUUUAUGUAUGGGUUAUAAAUGAGAGCUUAUGGUUAAUAUUUUAUUUCUGAGCAAUGUUGUACUUUUACUGUAAGUUGCACUUCAUUUUACAGCCUCAUGUAGCCAGUUGCUUCCUGUAUUUCUUAGUUCCAAGGAACAGCUAGCGUUGUAAUUGUUGGGUCAGACUUUUUUUAAUGCACUUUCUCUCCUGCACUUCACCUGCAAACUGUGGGCUGUAGAAUAAAGUGUCCACGCCUAUGUUUAAAGCUGUUGGUUGUGCAAUGUUUCCUCUGCUGAAGCUAGGUAAAACACUUGCCGCAUUAAACUAUAUUCUUCUUGUGUUUA